AUGAUUAGAAUAACAAGAUCAUAUGCUAGUAACUUGGGAUUAAGACUUUUAUCUCUGAAUUCGAAGUGGAAUAAACCAUUUGAUUUCACUAAUCUUAAUUCCAAUAAAUCUGCUGAACCUUUUGAUUUGGAAAGUUUAUUAGUUAGGGGUACCUCGGGCGAAGGAACUUCAAAGAAAUCAUCAGCUUUCAGUGGUCCUGAAAAGAAUGCAAUACAUAAUAACAGAUUUGUUAAUAUGUUUGACAAAACUACGCAGACCGGUAAUAAACAUGUACAUAAUAACGACGGGAGUGAAAAAUUUAAGGAAUUUAACCAGAAGCAUAAUAAUAAGAAACACAGAAACCAAAGAAGUCAUGGUGACAGAAGAAAUCAUAUGGAUACGAAAAAAUCGCCUAGGAAGGCGUUGAGGUUUCAAAUAAGUACAGGUUCUGACCAAGCCCAAAAUGCUCUUAAGGAUUUAAUAUCGAAGGUACAUAUGGUGAGCAAAUCUUACAAGGUGAAAUUUGUAAAUCCCCAGAACAAUAAGUUAGAGCAAAAACAUUUGGUUGAAAUUGUGAAUGAUCUUGAUCUUGCUGAAAAUGGGUUGUUUAUGGUUGCACCCUCAAAGGAGGGAGACUUACCAUUGGUUAAGACAAAUAAGGUGUUCGAGAUGAUUAAACACUAUACAACCGAACUUGCAACGCAGAGAGAAAAGGAGCUAUUGGAAAAGGGUAGUAUAGCUGCACAGAAGGCAAUCAGACAGCGGGACAGAGCUGAGAAGAAAAAGUCUGCAACAAAGAUUCUUACCCUUUCGUGGAAGAUAAGUUUGAGUGAUUUAAAUAAUCAAAAGAAAAUGGAAAUUAAAAGGAGAAUGAACAAAGGAGAAAAGUUCAUCCUUUAUAUUGGUGAUAAAAGAAGUUUGUAUUCUGCCAGAAAAUCGGUAGAUAAAGAAGGUGGCAUAGUUGAAAACAUGAAAGAUACGACUGCAGUGAAUGAAGAAGAACUGGAAGAAGUAGUAAAUGUUAAUGAUCCUUCUGAUGUAGAUUUUGAAAUAAAAAGACGCCAUAUGAUCAUUGAAGAACUCCAAAGCAUCUUGGAAGAAUGUGAAUGCCAAUUUGAUAUUAGCGGUCACAUUGAUUCGAGAAUCAUGGUUUCAUGUGCACCUCCGAUUGCCACGACUAAACCAAACGAAGGAAAUCUAGAAGAGAAUUCGUCAAAGGAAUUGAAAAAACAAAAAAAAUUAAUGAAACUUAAAAAGCUUGAAGAAAAGAAACAGAAGAAGACUAAAGUUGAAGAAGAUUUGGACUCAUUGUAUCUGUUCAAAAUUGAAGAUUAG
Molecule: messenger RNA, 1314 nt
Organism: Debaryomyces hansenii CBS767
Lineage: Eukaryota; Fungi; Ascomycota; Pichiomycetes; Serinales; Debaryomycetaceae
Exons: 1
Coding region: 1-1314 (437 amino acids)
Source: RefSeq, a predicted model, not a curated record